AUGUGCCGUGCUGAUACAACUUAUUUGACGUGCCCUGAUUCUUCCGAAGGGGUGCUGGGACGGUGUUGUGUGCCGGGGAAGUGUCCGGCGGAUGCGAUUCCCCCACCAGCGAUCUGCGCUACGAACUCACCCGCCUUAGCCCUGGUAAUGGCAGGCUUUUGUCAGGACGAAGGGUGUUCGCCCAUAGAGGGACGGGAGGAAUGCGAGCAAGCAGCAGCUGCUAUGGGCUUUGCAAGCAGCGAUGGGUCGGCCGCAUCUGCACAGCUCCGAUUAUCCGGUAACGUUCCUUCCUUCUGUUCUUGGGAGUAUGCCACAGCCGACAAUGGCCGUGCUGCUCUCUGGCUCAACAACUUUCCGGGGCAAGGCGCUGAGGCAACAGAACGGAUUCCCCAGCUUUGCCGCUGCGGGGAGCCACGCCCAAGCCAGAUUUACACCUGGUCUCAGGGGGACUGGAGUGAGUGCAGUCGAUCCUGCGGCAAGCAGAUGCGCUAUCGCCGAGUGGUGUGCCAUGAGCUCAUUGGAACUGCACUUCGCCCGGGCAGUUCCGACUUCUCAGGUGCAACCGGAAGCCGGGAGGUGGAGCCCAUUUUCUGCCGCGAGGCUGGCCUGGAGGAACCGCAUUCUUCGGAACCAU
Molecule: messenger RNA, 634 nt
Organism: Symbiodinium pilosum
Lineage: Eukaryota; Dinophyceae; Suessiales; Symbiodiniaceae
Source: the annotation of a GenBank genome assembly